Messenger RNA from Lucilia sericata (common green bottle fly), 793 nucleotides. RefSeq names its product myosin light chain kinase family member 4. Gene Ontology annotation, biological process: intracellular signal transduction; positive regulation of apoptotic process; protein phosphorylation. The transcript has 4 exons. Gene Ontology annotation, cellular component: nucleus. Gene Ontology annotation, molecular function: ATP binding; protein serine/threonine kinase activity. The annotation marks the transcript as partial. The record is from RefSeq and is a predicted model, not a curated record. NCBI's taxonomy places the organism in Eukaryota, Metazoa, Arthropoda, Insecta, Diptera, Calliphoridae.
AAUAAAUUUAAACCACAAAUAAUAAAAAAAUCUUAAGCUAAAAAAAUUCUCAAAAAAAAAUUAAAUAAACAAAUAAAAAAAUUAAAUUUUUCAAAAAAAAAACUUCAAUAACAAAAAAUUUAAAGUGUUAACAAAACCUCUUCUCAACUUUUUCCAUCCAACCAACCAAAAAACAACCUCCAGCAUAGGUACCCGUUUGCGUGAACAUACUCUAAAUAAAACCAAAAUGAUUUAUAUCGAUGAUUCAGAACCGGAAGGGGAAUUAGAACCAGCUUUUCCCUAUAGAGAUGUAACCAUACAGAGAGGAGUAGAUGCCAAUGAACUAUAUGAAAUACUAGGCGAAGUGGGCAGAGGCAAAUUUGGCACUGUUUAUAAAUGUCAGGAUAAAAGUAACAAUUUAAAAUUGGCUGCCAAAUUUGUACCCAUACCGAAGCGUGAAGAUCGUCGUAAUGUUGAACGUGAAGUGGAAAUUAUGAAUUCGUUGCAGCAUCAUUUGAUUAUACAAUUAUAUGCGGCGUAUGAAUAUCAGAAAAUGAUGUGUGUCGUCCAGGAAUUAGUAGAAGGUGGUGAACUAUUCGAUCGUGUAGUGGAUGAUGAAUUCGUUUUAACGGAACGUGUCUGUGUCGUCUUCAUACGUCAGGUGUGUGAGGCCAUGGAAUUUAUACAUCGCAAUAAUAUUUUACAUUUAGAUUUGAAACCAGAGAAUAUUUUGUGUUUAACCCAGGAGGGUAAUCGCAUUAAAAUCAUAGACUUUGGUUUAGCAAGAAAAUUUGAUCCAGACAAAAAACUACAG